UUUCAUCCGAAAAUUCGAAAAUCCGAAGUUUUAGCAACAGACUUGAUAUUAAAUUGAACAAAGUGUCCUUACGUUAAAUUAGAGUUUUAAGCAUAAAGUAAAGUAAGCUUAAAGUAAGAUUACAGGCGCACACACCCACAACGUCCACCCCCAAUAGGAAAGCGCCAACAAAUGCAAUAGGUCAUAAAAAACGAAUCAGCUUCUUAUCAGCAGAAACAACAACAAAAUACAGCCCAAUCCGCCCGAGCAGUGCGGAGGAAAACAUUGCUUGCGGAAUUUCUGACGUGUCACAAGUGCUCAACAGAACAGACCUUAACAUUAAAAACGGAAAUGUGCGGUUCUCCAAACACAACUGUCGGCAAUGGCACCCGAGCCCUCAUCUUGGUCGGUGGCUAUGGCACCCGUCUGCGCCCGCUCACCCUCAGCACGCCCAAGCCGCUGGUGGAGUUCGCCAAUAAGCCAAUUCUGUUGCACCAGCUGGAGGCGCUUGUCGAUGCCGGCUGCCGUCAGGUCAUACUCGCCGUCAGCUAUAGGGCUGAGCAAAUGGAGAAGGAGUUGAAGGUGGAGGCAGACAAACUGGGCGUGGAAUUGAUAUUCUCACAUGAAACGGAACCCCUAGGAACAGCAGGACCACUGGCCCUGGCCAAAUCGAUACUGUCUGCCAGUCCCGAACCCUUUUUUGUGCUUAACUCGGAUGUGAUCUGUGAUUUCCCCUUCAAGCAGCUGGUGCAGUUUCAUCGAAAUCACGGCAAAGAGGGGACAAUUGUCGUGACUAAGGUGGAGGAGCCUUCCAAAUAUGGUGUGGUGCUGUACGACGAGGACGGCUGCAUAAAGAACUUUAUCGAGAAGCCGCAGGAGUUUGUCAGCAACAAAAUCAAUGCCGGCAUCUACAUCUUCAAUCCAUCGGUGCUCGAGAGGAUUGAGGUCAAGCCCACAUCCAUCGAGAAGGAGGUAUUUCCGGCCAUGGCAGAGCAACAGGAGCUGUAUGCCAUGGAUCUGACCGGCUUCUGGAUGGACAUUGGGCAGCCCAAAGAUUUUCUGACAGGCAUGUGCCUCUACCUGAGCUCGCUGCGUCAGAAGCAAUCACCUAAGCUGUACACUGGACCAGGAGUCGUCGGCAAUGUACUGGUGGAUCCCACAGCCACGAUAGGCGAAGGCUGCCGCAUUGGGCCAAAUGUAACCAUCGGACCGGAUGUAAUCAUAGAGGAUGGGGUGUGCAUCAAGCGUGCCACCAUACUAAAAGGUGCCAUUGUACGCUCCCACUCCUGGCUGGACUCCUGUAUCGUAGGCUGGCGCUCGACCGUGGGUCGUUGGGUGCGGAUCGAGGGCAUCACAGUGCUGGGCGAAGAUGUGAUUGUAAAGGAUGAGCUCUAUGUGAAUGGGGGCCAAGUGCUGCCCCACAAAAGCAUUGCGGCCAGUGUGCCCGAGCCACAGAUCAUCAUGUGAGAGGGAUCUUCCUCACUUUAAGCUGUAGUCUAAGUAUGAAUUAGUUUCGUUUCGGUAUUCGACAUUUGUCCACCCCAAUUGCCUUCUGUUGCCACUGUCUGUCCCCCGAAUGAAAGUCCUAAUGUUUAAGCCAAACGAUUUGCAAUAUUUUAAACAAUGAACGAAAAACAAUGAGAAACAUUUCCAAUA
This is a messenger RNA of Drosophila miranda, 1635 nucleotides long. It is a transcript of the gene Gmppb, whose product is annotated as mannose-1-phosphate guanyltransferase beta. Gene Ontology annotation, biological process: GDP-mannose biosynthetic process; cell wall mannoprotein biosynthetic process. The record is from RefSeq and is a predicted model, not a curated record. NCBI's taxonomy places the organism in Eukaryota, Metazoa, Arthropoda, Insecta, Diptera, Drosophilidae. Gene Ontology annotation, cellular component: cytoplasm. The coding region runs from base 331 to 1446 and encodes 371 amino acids. The transcript has 4 exons. Gene Ontology annotation, molecular function: mannose-1-phosphate guanylyltransferase (GTP) activity; GTP binding.